Molecule: messenger RNA, 2103 nt
Organism: Camelina sativa (false flax)
Lineage: Eukaryota; Viridiplantae; Streptophyta; Magnoliopsida; Brassicales; Brassicaceae
Source: RefSeq, a predicted model, not a curated record
AGAGAUGCUCUUUUGGAGUUCAAACACGAGUUUCCUUUAAGUUAUAUGAGUUCUUGGAACAAGAGCAGUGAUUGUUGUUCCUGGGAGAAUGUAACGUGCGAUACUAGAUCUGGCAAGGUGAUUUCUCUUGACCUUAACAACAUUCCUUUCAACAACUCUUUGAAACCAAAUAGUGGUCUUUUCAAACUCCAAUAUCUUCAACACCUAGCCAUUUCCUUUUGCAAUCUCAAUGGGGAGAUUCCUUCUUCAUUAGGAAAACUUUCUCAUCUCACUUAUCUUGACCUUUCACAAAAUGAAUUAGUUGGUCAAGUUCCAACUUCAAUUGGAAACUUGACCCAACUAAGCUCCUUGAUCCUCCCUGAUAACCACUUGAGUGGAAAACUUCCAGUUUCAUUUGCCAAUUUAACGAAACUUUCCACACUUCACCUCACUAAUAAUAACUUCGAAUCUGAGCUCCCACAUGAGAUGAGUAGACUCCACAACUUGGAGUAUGUUCUCUUAAGUGGAAACUCAUUUUCUGGGCCUUUUCCUACAUUUUUGUUCACGAUUUCUUCGUUACAAAUGGUUUAUUCGAGGAAAAACCAGUUCAAGGGACCUAUAGAGUUUGGGAAUAUAUCUUCAUUCUCUAGUCUUCGUGCUCUGUCCCUUUCCAGUAACCAAUGCGAUGGCCCAAUCCCUGAAUCUAUAUCUAAGUUUGUUAAUCUCAACAUCUUAGAUCUUAGUUUCAACAAUUUCACUGGGUCAAUACCCAGAUCAAUAUCAAAGUUAGCCAACCUCCAUUACCUUGAUCUCUCCCACAAUAAGUUAGAAGGCGAAGUACCACAUUGCUUAUGGAGAUUGCAACUGUUGAAGCUUUCUUACAAUUCUUUUAGCAGUUUUGGAAAAUCAUCUCAAGUUUUGGAUGGGACACAAAUGAAUGUGUUGAGUCUUAUAUCAAAUUCAUUUCAAGGACCAUUUCCCCAUUUGAUAUGUGAUCUUAGAUCGUUAGGUUUCUUAGAUUUGUCCAUCAAUAACUUCAGUGGCGUGAUUCCUCCAUGUUUAAGGAAUAACACUAAUCUUGAAGUUCUUAAUCUCAGCUACAACAAUUUCAGUGGUACUUUUCCUGAUAUGUUUGUCAAUGUUACCAAUUUAAACACACUUGAUGUUAGCUGGAAUCAGUUGGAAGGAAAGCUCUCAGAGUCCAUGAUAAAUUGCAAAGCUCUGAAACAUUUGAAUGUGGGAAGCAACAAAUUCAAGGAUAAAUUUCCAUCUUGGUUGGGCUCUCUACCAUCGUUAAACGUCCUCAUCCUCCGAUCAAAUCAAUUCUAUGGGCCGCUAUAUGAUCACCAAGUCUCCACUGGAUUUCAAAAUCUAAAAGUCAUUGACAUCUCACAAAAUGACUUCAUUGGAGCCAUCCCAUCUUUCUAUUUUUCCAGCUGGCGUGCCAUGGCCACAUCAGAAUAUGAUAACAUGUACAUGGAAAAUUUCAUGGUGUAUGUUGCUAUGUACCGUAAUUCAAUGGAGUUUAUGCACAAAGGAGUAGAAAGAGAAUUUACAAGGAUCCGAGAAGACUUCAUAGCCAUUGAUUUUUCGGAAAACAAAUUUGGUGGAAGAAUCCCUGAAUCUAUUGGAUUGUUGAAGGGGUUGCGUCUACUCAACUUGUCAAGUAAUGCUUUCACAAGUGACAUACCUCAAUCAUUGGCAAAACUGAUAAAUCUUGAGGCAUUAGACCUAUCCCGGAAUCAAUUGUUAGGCCAAAUUCCUCGAAAUCUUGGUACGCUCUCCUUUUUAUCAACCAUGGACUUCUCCCACAACAAUCUCGAAGGUCCAAUACCACAAAGCACACAGUUUCAAAGCCAAAAUUGUUCUUCAUUCAUGGGCAACCCCAGACUUUACGAUCUUAGUGGAAUCUGCGGAAAACCUCCUGUCCCAAAUCUUACACCACGUGAAUUUUCAGAGCCUAAAGAACAAGUGAUUAACUGGAUAGCAGCGGCAAUAGCAUACGUACCUGGUGUUUUUUGCGGCUUGAUGAUUGGACAUAUCUUCGUAUCACAAAAACAUGAGUGGUUCAUGGAAAAGUUCCAUGGAAACAAGCCCAGCGUAGUAAUCAAAAGCGCACGUUGA